AUGAAAAUUCAAACAUUAUGGUGGCUUUCAGUGAUAAUACUUUAUUGGUUGUGCCUCUGCAACAAUGUCUCGGUGGUUUCUACCUAUUGGCACGAGGAUCAACGAUAUUUGCUGCUCAAACUGAAGAGUGAACUCAAAUUUAAGUUGGAAAAUUCUGCCAAGCUUGUGUCCUGGCAUCAAGGCACUGGUUACUGCGAGUGGAAUGGUGUAACCUGUGAUAAGGAGGGACACGUUACUGGUCUUGACCUGAGUGGAGAAUCAAUCUAUGGUGGAUUUGACAAUUCAAGCAGUAUUUUAAGUUUGCAAAAUCUUCAGAGUUUGAAUUUGGCUGCUAAUAACAUCAAUUCGACAAUUCCAUCUGGAUUCAACAAGUUGAAGAACUUAACUUAUCUGAAUUUGUCAUAUGCUGGCUUUGUGGGACAGAUUCCAAUUGAGAUUUCUCACUUGACAAGGUUGGUUACUCUUGAUAUCUCUUCUCUUUCAUAUUUAUAUGGGCAACCACUGAAACUUGAGAAUCUAGAUCUAGGAAAGCUUGUCCAGAACCUCACCAGGAUUAGGCAACUCUAUCUGGAUGGUGUGAGUGUAACAGCUCAGGGACAUGACUGGUGCAAUGCUUUAUUACCACUACAUAGCCUGAUGGAACUGAGCAUGUCAAACUGCAAACUCUCCGGACCCCUUGAUCCUUCCUUGAUAAAACUUAAGAAUCUUUCAGUCAUUCGUCUUGAUCAGAACAAAUUGUCAUCACCAGUGCCAGAAACCUUUGCUCAAUUUCCUAAUCUGACAACCCUUUAUCUUAGUUCUUGUGGAUUGACUGGAGUAUUUCCGGAGAAGAUCUUUAAGGUAGCAACAUUGUCUGAUAUAGACAUAUCAUUCAAUUAUGAUCUUGAUGGUUCUUUUCCCAAAUUCCCAUUGCAUGGAUCUCUUCGGUCAUUGGUUGUAAGUUCCACAUAUUUCUCGGGAGCAAUACCAGCUUCUAUAAGUAAUCUGAAGCAGUUAUCCAUCUUAGAUCUUUCUAAUUGCCUGUUUAAUGGAACACUUCCCGGUUCAAUGUCAAGACUCUCGGAGCUUACUUAUGUGGACUUGUCAUCUAACUACUUCACUGGUCCAAUUCCAUCCUUGAAUAUGUCCAAGAAUCUCUUCCAUUUAGCCCUCUCACACAAUGAUUUAACGGGUUCAAUUGCAUCUCUUGGAUUGGAAGGCCUAAGAAAACUGGUCCAAAUUGAUUUACAGUACAAUUUACUCAAUGGAAGCAUUCCUUCCUAUCUUUUUACACUUCCAUUGCUAAGAAGUAUUCGGCUUUCAACCAACAAUUUUGGAGGCCAUCUGGAUGAAUAUUCAAAUAUCUCUUCCUCCAUGUUAGGGAUCCUUGAUUUAAGCAGCAACAAUUUAGAAGGGACCAUUCCUAAAUCUAUUUUUCAUCUCAGGUCGCUUAUUGUUCUCCAAUUGUCUUCAAACAAGUUAAAUGGCACUGUCAAGCUAGAUGAGAUUCAGAGUCUAGAGAAUCUAACUACAAUAGAUCUUUCGUACAAUAACCUGUCAAUAGAUACAAAAGUUACUGAGGCAAGCCUAUAUUUAUAUUCUUUCCCUACGAUGAGCACUGUGAAGUUAGCUUCUUGCAACUUGAUAAAAUUUCCCGGUUUCUUGAAAAACCAAUCGAAGCUAACCAAUUUAGACCUCUCAAACAACCUUAUUCCAGGAUUUAUACCGACAUGGGUUUGGCAACUUGACUCUCUUGUUCAAUUAAAUCUCUCUCAAAAUUGGCUUACCCAUUUAGAUGGACCUGUACAGAACACUAGCUCUACUUUGAAGGUGCUUGAUCUUCACUUCAACCAACUCCAAGGGAAGCUUCCAGUUUUUCCAGGGCAAGUCGCUUAUUUGGACUAUUCAAGAAAUAACUUCAGCUUCACUCUUCCAUCAGAUUCUGGUACUAAUCUCUCUUCCAUAAUAUUCCUGUCUCUUUCCAGAAACUAUUUAACUGGGAGUAUUCCUCAAUCCCUGUGCAAUCGUUCAAAUAUGCUAGUUCUGGACGUUUCCUAUAAUCACUUUGAAGGGAAAAUUCCAGAGUGCUUAACACAGAGUGAGACGCUUAUGGUAUUAAAUCUACAACAUAACAAUUUCAGUGGCAGCAUUCCAGAUACAUUUCCUGUAUCUUGCGGUUUAAGGACUCUGGAUCUCAAUAGUAAUCUAUUGAGAGGCACAAUUCCCAACUCUCUUGCAAAUUGCACAUUAUUAGAAGUGUUAGAUCUUGGAAACAAUCAGGUGGAUGACAGAUUUCCGUGCUUCUUACAGAAGUUACACACAUUCCGUGUCAUGGUUUUGAGGGGCAACAAAUUUCACGGUACAAUUGGAUGUCUUCGUACUAAUAGUACUUGGCAUAUGCUUCAAAUUGUUGAUUUGGCUUUGAACAAUUUCAGUGGUUCACUUCCAGGAAAAUGCUUCAGGACAUGGGAGGCAAUGGUGCUUCAUGAGGGUGAUGAUGUAACAAAUUUCAAUCGCAUUGGAUCUCCGGUCCUUAAAUUUGGCAGAGGCAUAUAUUAUCAGGAUUCAGUGACACUUACCAGCAAAGGUAUUCAGAUGGAGUUUGUUAAAAUCCUAAUUAUCUUCACAUCUGUUGACUUCUCAUCCAACAAUUUUGAAGGGCCGAUACCAGAAGAGCUUCUUAAUUUUACCGGACUUUAUGCUCUCAACUUGUCACACAAUGCUUUGAAAGGCCCAAUCUCAUCAUCUAUAGGGAAUUUAAAACAGCUUGAGUCAUUGGACCUGUCAAGCAACCAUUUUGAUGGAAAAAUUCCCACACAGCUUGCAAGUUUAGGCUUCCUUGCCUACCUGAACCUUUCAUUUAAUCGUCUGGAGGGAGAAAUCCCUUUAGGUACUCAACUUCAGACAUUUGAAGCUGCUUCCUUUGCUGGUAAUGUAGAAUUAUGUGGAGCUCCUUUGACUAAAAAUUGUAGUCAUGCAGUGCACAGCCUGUCAAUGUCACCAUACACCUGGCGGCAUGCAAUUGAUUGGAAAAUGUUGAGCGCUGAAUUGGGAUUUAUUUUGGGUCUUGGGGUUUUUAUUGGUCCCCUUCUGUUUUGGAAAAGAUGGAGGCAAUGGUACUGGAAGCGUGUGGACUUGAUUCUGUGCCGUGUCUUCCCCCAGCUGAGUCUUGAAUACGAAAGGCAUGGAAGGCGAAGAUAUUUAAGAGUCCUCACUCAAGAAUGUUGUUUCUGUAAUUAUUUGGUGGGGAAGAUUCCCACAGGUACUCAACUUCAGUCAUCUGAUGCAAGGUUCUUUGAAGGCAAUGAUGGAUUAUAUGGAUCACCAUUAGCUGAAAAUCCGGUGCAUGCAGUUGCUUGGAAUAUUGUGAGUGCUGAAUUGGGACUAGUUUUUGGUCUUGGUCUUGUUAUUGGUCCUCUUUUGUUUUGUAAGCGAUGGAGGCAAUGGUAUUGGAAGCAUGUGGACUUCAUUUUGUGUUGUGUUUUCCCUCAGUUGGAUCUUGAAUAUGAAAGCCGUGGAGGACAUAGCUAUCAAGUUUUAAGGUGGAGGUAUUAG
Messenger RNA from Abrus precatorius (Indian licorice), 3534 nucleotides. RefSeq names its product receptor-like protein 6. The record is from RefSeq and is a predicted model, not a curated record. Gene Ontology annotation, molecular function: protein binding. The transcript is spliced from 3 exons. Bases 1 to 3534 code for a protein of 1177 amino acids. Lineage: Eukaryota; Viridiplantae; Streptophyta; Magnoliopsida; Fabales; Fabaceae.